UAAAAAGGAAGCGACGGAACUGGAAGCCACACUGGGAAGUUUUGUAUUUGACAUCUGUCCUGUCAUGCUCAUAUGCUGGUUGUACCCAAACCCAAGAUGGCCGUCUGAGUUUCAUUGAGUGAUGACCCGAAUCUUCAGUAGCACAACCUCUCGCGAGAGUAAGCGUUAACUACAUCGCUUUUACCGUGUGUCUUGUGCUAGGAGAAGUUGCUUUGAAGAAGCAGAAGAAAUGCCUUUGCAUGAUGAAGGGUUUGUGGUGCGCAUUCGUGGCUUGCCUUGGUCUUGCACACAGGAAGAAGUUGCAGGAUUUUUCUCAAGUAUGUACAUCUGACUCGUCUGAAUAAGACCCGUUGGUCCUUAUUGUCCUUUAAAGUACAUACAGUAGAGUUAAAAAAAGUAAUUCCAGUAAGUUAUUAUUUAUUUCUUAGCAGAUGCCAUUAUCCAGGGCAACUUACAAUUGUUACAAGAUAUCACCUUAUUUUUACAUACAAUUACCCAUUUAUACAGUUCGGUUUUUACUGGAGCAAUCUAGGUAAAGUACCUUGCUCAAGGGUACAGCAGCAGUGUCCCCCACCUGGGAUUGAACCCACGACUCUCCGGUCAAGAGUCCAGAGCCCUAACCACUACUCCACACUGCUGCCCUAAAUUGCAGUAUUGUGGGUGGGAUAAAUGGAGUGAGGUUUACUUUUUCUAAAGAAGGACGGCCAAGUGGAGAAGCUUUUAUUGAACUGGAGACAGCAGAAGACUUCAAAAGUGCACUAGCAAAGGAUCGCAAAUACAUGGGGCAUAGAUAUAUUGAGGUCUUUAAGUCAAACAGCAGUGAGCUGGACUGGGUGUUGCAGCGAUGCGGUCCGAAUGAUUAUGACAGUUGUAGUGGAUGUCUGGUGCGGCUCCGAGGGCUCCCCUUUGGCUGCAGCAAGGAGGAGAUUGUUCAGUUCUUUUCAGGGUUGAAAAUCGUGCCAAAUGGGAUAACAUUGCCGGUGGACUACCAGGGGAGAAGCACAGGGGAAGCCUUCGUGCAGUUUGCUUCAAAGGAGAUAGCAGAAAAAGCACUGGGGAAACACAAGGAAAGGAUAGGGCACAGGUACAUUGAAAUCUUCAAGAGCAGCCGGAAUGAAAUCCAGGUGUAUUCCGAGCUGCCACGGAGGAUGCUGGCACAGAGGCCUGGGCCCUAUGACAGGCCUCUGGCAGGACGUGGAGGGAUUUUCAGCCCUGGAACCGGGAAAGGAGGAGGAGGAGGAGGAGGAGUGUUAGAUCAGAUGCGUGCUGGUGGAGGAUACAGUGGUGGUUAUGGUGGACUUGACAACUUCAAUGGCUACAGUAAUUUCUGCUUUGGCAAUGGUAUGUUCGAUGACAGGAUGAGGACUGAAAGAGGCAGAGGUGGUGGUCAUCGUUAUGGUGGAGGAGGAGAUGCCAGUUCUGGUUUUCACAGUGGCCACUUUGUGCACAUGAGAGGGCUUCCUUUUCGAGCCACAGACAGAGACAUUGCUCAUUUUUUCUCUCCAUUAAAUCCUGUAAGACUGCAUGUUGAUGUGGGACCCAAUGGCAAAUCCACUGGGGAGGCAGAUGUGGAAUUUGCAACACAUGAAGAUGCAGUAUCCGCCAUGUCUAAAGACAAAAAUCACAUGCAGCAUCGCUACAUUGAGCUGUUUCUGAAUUCAACGUCCAGUGCUGGUUCUAAAAUGGGUCGGGGUAGAGGUGUAUACUGCAGCAGUUCUGGAGGCAUGGGAAAGGGAGGGGGCAGUGGACUACGAGGGACAUUUUAAAAAGAGAGGAAUGGACCCCUAUCCAUUUUCAGGAGGGGGGCAAUUCUAGGGGGUGGAGAUUUUGUUUUUUGUAUUGCAAAAUGUUUUUCAGAAGUUCAUAUGGAUCGUGCUUAGAUUGUUUUUGUGUCUAAACUUUAGAAAGGUUAUUUGAGUAAUUGCAUAUAUAAAUCUGUUACUGCACAUUUUGAUUCUUAUUAAAAUUUUAUAUACAGAAGUAUAAGUGGGUUUUUGCUUUAUUUUUCUCUUUACUCUCCUGACUAAUACCAUAAAUAUAAAUAUUGUUUGUUCACAUCAAUAUUGUAUGUGUUUUGCUACAAUUGCUGAUGUUAAAACUUAAAUAUACAAUAUACAUUUAACUAUUUCAAAA
Messenger RNA from Acipenser ruthenus (sterlet), 2133 nucleotides. Its product is annotated as heterogeneous nuclear ribonucleoprotein H3-like. The coding region runs from base 780 to 1766 and encodes 328 amino acids. Gene Ontology annotation, molecular function: RNA binding. Gene Ontology annotation, cellular component: nucleoplasm; ribonucleoprotein complex. The transcript has 11 exons. The record is from RefSeq and is a predicted model, not a curated record. Lineage: Eukaryota; Metazoa; Chordata; Actinopteri; Acipenseriformes; Acipenseridae. Gene Ontology annotation, biological process: regulation of RNA splicing.